AUCACUUUCGCAAUUUUUUCUUUUCCCCGUCUCUCUCUAUAUAUAAAUUCCCUUCCCCUCGCUCUACCAAACUCAUUUGUCCCCUUCCCAUAACUUUUGUACCUAUUCAUUAUUAUAGUUAGAGCUCAAAAAUUAUUAACUCCAUGGCUUCGGCGAAGGACAUGGAUCGGAUAAAAGGGCCAUGGAGUCCCGAAGAGGACGAAGCCCUGCGGAGGUUGGUUCAGACUCACGGUCCCAGAAAUUGGUCCCUCGUGAGCAAAUCCAUUCCGGGUCGAUCUGGGAAAUCGUGCCGGUUGCGGUGGUGCAAUCAGCUCUCGCCCGAGGUUGAGCGCCGGCCUUUUACGGCGGAGGAAGACGAAAUGAUCAUGAAGGCACACGCCAGGUUCGGGAACAAGUGGGCCACCAUCGCUCGCCUCCUCAACGGCCGCACCGACAACGCCAUCAAGAACCAUUGGAAUUCCACACUAAAGAGGAAAUGCUCCGAACCUCCCUCCAACCCUCGGCCUCUGAAAAGAGUCGCCGCUGGUUCGGAUAGCCCAUCCGGAUCCGAUUUGAGCGAUUCGGGUUUACCCGCUACGCCUCCGAUCCCACUUUACGAAGCUGUAGCAGGGAGCGUAAGCGUGAACCUGGUGCCCUCUAUCCUGGUUGCGAAAUCUGCGUCUUUUUCCGCAACUGAUAUCGCGACGUCAUUGAGUCUGUCUCUACCAGGAUCCAACAAUGGGCCUGGGCGUGGGCCUGGGCCUGUGGCAAAGGAGGAGCCCAGGAGUGUUGAUUCGGAGCAGUUUUUGAGCGAAGAGUUGUUGAAGGUGAUGCAAGAUAUGAUACGAGUGGAAGUGUGGAAUUACAUGUCUGGAUUGGAACGUAGAGGGGUGUUUACGCAAACGGAAUGGUCGAAUAGGGAGAUGCAGCAAACAUUGAGGGAAAGAAGUUGAGUUAGGUAAAAUGGUUCACAAGUCAUUCCUAUUUUUUACUUGUUUAAAUUAGUUUUUAUUAUUCUGAAACAUAAAUUUUGGUUCCGAUAUAGAAGUCAUUUACUACAGUUAUUAUGAUAUUUCAAAACUUUUUUUCUUAUUGCAA
Molecule: messenger RNA, 1077 nt
Organism: Vigna unguiculata (cowpea)
Lineage: Eukaryota; Viridiplantae; Streptophyta; Magnoliopsida; Fabales; Fabaceae
Product: transcription factor MYB73 pseudogene
Source: RefSeq, a predicted model, not a curated record